UGUUUAUGUGAGUUGAAAUUCAUCGAAAAUCGUACUGUUGUGAUAUUAUCUGUUUAGUCUAUUACGACACGUUGAUUAUACACGUAAAUUAAACAGAUGGACAUAAUUUAAGCGACCAUUCUGUAUUCAAGUUUGAAUCUGAGGCUGCUUAAAAUGAGGAUUAAUGAAGAUACAUUACUGGAGGGGGAGAAGGUUGUAUUAGUACCUUACAAUGCAGAUCAUGUUCCCAGGUAUCAUCAGUGGAUGUGCUCUCCUGAACUGCAGAAGCUGACUUCAUCAGAUCCCCUGACACUGGAGCAGGAAUAUGACAUGCAAAGAUGCUGGAGAGAAGAUGAUGACAAGUGCACCUUCAUCAUCUUGGAUAAACAGAAAUGGGCAGAUCCGAGUAUACCGGAGCAAGAGUGCAUGGUGGGAGAUGUUAACAUUUUCCUCACUGACCCCAGCGAUCCUUCCCUGGCUGAAUUGGAGAUCAUGAUUGCAGUUCCCUGCUACAGAGGAAAGGGACUUGGGAAAGAAGUAACACGCAUGAUGAUGUGCUACGGUAGGACAAAGCAGGUGUUUAAAGAUCUAUUAUUAGUAGUGACUACUUUAUAUGUACGUAUUUUCUGUGUGUGUGUAUUUACCUCAACAGGUGUCCAUAAACUUGGAAUUCAAAAGUUUGAAGUCAAGAUUGGUUUGGAUAACAAAAUCAGCAUUGCCAUGUUCAAGAAAUUCCAUUUCCGAGAGCUCUCCAUCAGUGAGGUCUUUCAGGAGGUUAUUCUUGGGGUCACUGUGAAUGAGGCUUUACAGAAGCAUGUUUUUGGAAACAUGGACUUCAUGCUGCAGAGGGAGUAUGGGAAGGCACGGGACAGCAGGCAGGCACCGUUCACACCAUUAUCUCUGUGAUGAUGGUUUGUAGAAGAUUAUAUGAAAAGAGAAAAACCCCACAGUGCAUCUCAAUAUGAAAUAUUAAUCACUCAUCGUGCCACAGAAAGCUGAGGCAACUCUAGUAGCGUUUAUCACAUUCUUAUGUGACUAAAUAUUUCUGAAUUUUUCUAAUUCAGAAUUAAAUGUGAUGACUCAACACUGAUCAUUCAAUACUGUAUUGUUAGAAAUAAUAUUGUAUUGUGAUUUUAACUUCUUAAGGCAUGGAAAUCAAGAAACUGUACUAUUUAAAAAAAAAUCUAAUUUAGACCUUUUAAUUUGCAUACUGCAUGUUGCAAUAAUUUAUGUAAGAAAACAGAUAGAAAUUAUAUUUGUUAUAUUUUUGUUGCUUGUAAUAUUGUAAAUCUUUGUGACUAUACACAAGAUACUAAUCAGUUUGUCUUUCAUGUUGGUUAUUUGUGUUGUAGAAAAUUUAUGGCAUUUAUCGUCCUUGCAACAAUAAAAAAUACAGUCGUGAAACUAA
This is a messenger RNA of Carassius carassius (crucian carp), 1387 nucleotides long. RefSeq names its product N-acetyltransferase 9 (GCN5-related, putative) (gene nat9). The record is from RefSeq and is a predicted model, not a curated record. The transcript has 7 exons. NCBI's taxonomy places the organism in Eukaryota, Metazoa, Chordata, Actinopteri, Cypriniformes, Cyprinidae. Gene Ontology annotation, molecular function: N-acetyltransferase activity. The coding region runs from base 154 to 885 and encodes 243 amino acids. Gene Ontology annotation, biological process: protein acetylation.